Messenger RNA from Cavia porcellus (domestic guinea pig), 10510 nucleotides. It is a transcript of the gene Cdkl5, whose product is annotated as cyclin dependent kinase like 5. Gene Ontology annotation, biological process: positive regulation of axon extension; protein phosphorylation; regulation of dendrite development. Gene Ontology annotation, cellular component: dendrite cytoplasm; nucleus. The coding region runs from base 494 to 3499 and encodes 1001 amino acids. The record is from RefSeq and is a predicted model, not a curated record. The transcript has 21 exons. NCBI's taxonomy places the organism in Eukaryota, Metazoa, Chordata, Mammalia, Rodentia, Caviidae. Gene Ontology annotation, molecular function: protein kinase activity; ATP binding.
AUUAGGCUGCGCGUUCGCUCCUGCGAGAGGGCGGGGCCGGAGGUUUCGAUUAGUUGUCGCUGCCGCUGGGGAAGGUAAAGCGGAGACGGCGGCCUCAGGAGCUGAGGGGGUCCCCGGCAGGAGGUGGGGGACUCGACGGGGCAUGGACAUCUUGUAGUUGAGAGUCCUUUUCCAUGAGCUGCUAAUCUUAAAGGAGAAGAAGCCUAGAAGAUACAACUAUUGGAUUUCCUCUGUUCUAAGAUCGUCGCAUACCAAAAGAGAUAAAACAGCUUGGGGUGGUUUGGAUUUCCUUUCUGAGUUCUAUUCUUCUGCCUGAUUUUAGCCAGGGACUCAUUUAAUAUUUCACUAUUAAAAGGAAUAUGUGAAAAUUUCUGCCAACCAUUGAGAAUUUCUUCCUUUGGACAUUUUUCUUCUACUUUAUAUAUAAUUUUCUCAGAAGUUCCUUUUUUGGUGCCAUGUUUUGUGGCUUACAUCAAAAGAGGAGUUUGUCUUCAUGAAGAUUCCUAACAUUGGUAAUGUGAUGAAUAAAUUUGAGAUCCUUGGGGUUGUAGGUGAAGGAGCCUAUGGAGUUGUACUUAAAUGCAGGCACAAGGAAACACAUGAAAUUGUGGCAAUCAAGAAAUUCAAGGACAGUGAAGAAAAUGAAGAAGUCAAGGAAACGACUUUACGAGAGCUUAAAAUGCUUCGUACUCUCAAACAAGAAAACAUUGUGGAGCUGAAAGAAGCCUUCCGUCGGCGGGGGAAAUUGUACCUGGUGUUUGAAUAUGUGGAAAAAAAUAUGCUUGAAUUGCUGGAAGAAAUGCCAAAUGGAGUGCCACCUGAAAAAGUAAAAAGCUAUAUCUACCAACUAAUCAAAGCUAUUCACUGGUGCCAUAAGAAUGAUAUUGUCCACAGAGAUAUAAAACCAGAAAAUCUCUUAAUCAGCCACAAUGAUGUUCUGAAACUGUGUGACUUUGGUUUUGCACGGAAUCUGUCAGAGGGUAAUAAUGCUAAUUACACAGAGUAUGUGGCCACCAGGUGGUAUCGCUCCCCAGAACUGUUACUUGGAGCUCCCUAUGGGAAGUCUGUAGACAUGUGGUCAGUGGGCUGUAUUCUCGGGGAGCUUAGUGAUGGACAGCCCUUAUUUCCUGGAGAAAGUGAAAUUGACCAACUUUUUACUAUUCAGAAGGUGCUAGGACCACUUCCAGCUGAGCAGAUGAAGCUCUUCUAUAGUAAUCCUCGGUUCCACGGGCUCCGGUUUCCAGCUGUUAACCAUCCUCAGUCAUUGGAGAGAAGAUACCUUGGAAUUUUAAAUAGUGUUUUACUUGACCUGAUGAAGAAUUUAUUGAAGUUGGACCCAGCCGACAGAUACUUGACUGAACAGUGUUUGAAUCACCCUACAUUUCAAACCCAGAGACUUUUGGAUCGGUCUCCUUCAAGGUCAGCAAAAAGGAAACCUUAUCAUGUGGAAAGCAGCACUUUGUCUAAUAGAAGCCAAGCCAGCAAAGGUGCUGCUUUACAGUCUCACCACAGAUCUAACAGCAAGGACAUUCAGAACCUAAGUGUGGGUCUGCCCCGGGCUGAUGAAGGGCUUCCUGCCAACGAAAGCUUCCUGAAUGGGAACCUUGCUGGAGCUACUCUUAGUCCGAUGCACACCAAAACCUACCAAGCAAGCACCCAACCUGGGUCUGCCAGCAAAGAUCUCACCAAUAACAACAUGCCACACCUUCUUAGUCCAAAAGAAGCCAAAUCCAAAACAGAGUUUGACUUUAAUAUUGACCCAAAGCCCUCAGAAGGCCCAGGCACAAAGUACCUGAAGUCCAGCACCCGAUCUCAGCAGAACCGGCAUUCUUUCAUGGAAAGCUCUCAGAGCAAAGCAGGGACACUACAGCCCAGUGAGAAGCAGAGUCGGCACAGCUAUAUUGACACUAUUCCCCAGUCCUCCAGGAGUCCCUCCUACCGGACCAAGGCCAAAAGCCAUGGGGCAUUGAGUGACUCCAAGUCUGUGAGCAACCUUUCUGAAGCCAGGGCCCAAAUUACAGAGACCAAUACCAGUAGGUAUUUUCCAUCCAGCUGUUUGGAUUUGAAUUCUCCCACCAGCCCAACACCUACCAGGCACAGUGACUCGAGAACUUUACUUAGCCCUUCAGGGAGAAACAACCGAAAUGAGGGUACACUGGACUCUCGCCGAACCACAGCCAGGCAUUCAAAAACCAUGGAGGAGUUGAAGCUGCCCGAGCACAUGGACAACAGCCAUUCCCACUCUCUGUCUGCACCUCAUGAAUCUUUUUCUUACGGGCUGGGGUACACCAGCCCCUUCUCCUCUCAGCAGCGUCCUCACAGGCAUUCCAUGUAUGUGACCCGGGACAAAGUGAGAGCCAAAGGCUUGGACGGAAGCCUGAGUAUAGGGCAAGGGAUGGCGGCCAGAGCCAACAGCCUGCAGCUCUUAUCACCGCAGCCUGGAGAGCAGCUCCCACCAGAGAUGACUGUGGCAAGACCUUCUGUUAAAGAGUCCUCCAGAGAAGGCACCUCUUCAUUCCAUACCCGUCAGAAGUCUGAGGGUGGAGUAUACCAUGACCCACACUCUGAUGAUGGCACAGGACCCAAAGAAAACAGACACCUGUACAAUGAUCCCAUCCCAAGGAGAGUUGGCAGCUUUUACAGAGUGCCAUCUCCAAGACCAGACAAUUCUUUCCAUGAAAAUAAUGUAUCAACUAGAGUUUCUUCUCUACCAUCUGAGAGCAGUUCUGGAACCAAUCAUUCAAAGAGACAGCCAGCCUUUGAUCCAUGGAAAAGUCCUGAAAAUAUUAGUCAUUCCGAUCAACUCAAGGAAAAGGAGAAACAAGGUUUUUUCAGGUCAAUGAAAAAGAAAAAGAAGAAAUCUCAAACAACAGAUUCCACCAACGGGGAGAAUCCAAGCAUCAAGAAAUCCCUCUUUCCUCUUUUUAAUUCAAAGAAUCAUUUAAAGCAUAGUUCUUCUUUGAAAAAGCUUCCUGUAGUCACUCCACCCAUGGUACCUAAUUCUGAUGGUCCUGAUCUUCUGACACUACAAAAAGCUCUUCACUCUGCUAGCGCUUCAAGCAGCAGACCAAAGGAAUGGCGCCCUGAGAAACUAUCAGAUCUACAGACCCAAAGCCAGCCGUUAAAAUCACUGCGCAAGCUGUUACAUCUUUCUUCAGCCUCAAAUCACCCAGCUCCCUCAGAUCCCCGUUUCCAGCCCUUAACAGCUCAACCAACCAAAAAUUCCUUCUCAGAAAUUCGGAUUCACCCCCUGAGCCAAGCCUCUGGUGGGAGUAGCAACAUCCGACAGGAGCCCACACCAAAAGGCAGGCCAGCCCUCCAACUGCCAGGUCAGAUGGAUCCUGGUUGGCAUGUGUCCUCUGUGACCAGGAGUGCCACAGAGGGGCCUUCCUACUCUGAACAGCUGGGUGCCAAGAGUGGGCCAAAUGGGCACCCUUAUAACAGAACAAAUCGCUCAAGAAUGCCAAAUCUGAAUGAUUUAAAAGAGACAGCCUUGUAAUUUGUGCUGGGGUGGGGGAGAGGAGACAAGGCAGUUGGGAGGGGAGGGAGUAGGGUGGGCUGGGGGGAGAGGGCUGGGUCUGGGUGGUAAGCUAGUAUUCUCAGCUUUAUGAAGGUGUGUGCAAUAUUGUAUGUGUGGGGUCAUCUGGCUCCUCACAGCCACAAAUGCUAGUCAGGGAUCUUAGCACCAAGGGAGUCCUUAGGGAUCAUCACUCCCCACAGGUCUUGUGUGAGAAUGGAUAGAGUGUGCUAUUGAGGAAGAAGAAAAUUUUGCCAGUUUCUCCCCCUUACAUUCCAGCUUUAGUGCAAUCUCUGUUGAACUUGGGUGAGCCUGGACAUGUCCUAGCACUGCAAGGGAUAGAAAAAUUGAUGUUGACCAAUGCCCUUACCGCAUAUUUUUUUCUGCCUAGACUACAUGUGGGGUUUAUUCUAAUCCAAGAGUAUCCCUUUGAAGGGUUAGCAGAUGAACUGUAUGUCUUAAAUUGUUUUCUAAGCUUCCAUAUUUGAUAGGAUUUGUAACAUUUAUUUAUAAUUAAUAUUGUACUGUUAUAAUCAUACCUUUUAUGUUAUAAUGUAAAGUUAUUUUGAGCUGUUUGGAACAUUGUGAAGCAGUGGGACAGCUACAGUAGUUUCUAUAAAAACUUAACAGUAACAUUUAUAUAUUGCAUCAGGAGUAUUUUAUUCUAUAUAUAUAUAAAUAUAUAUAUGGUAAAUGUCUGUUUUAUAAAUAUAUUCAUUUAAAGAAAGUAUCGUUAUGACACUAUCUGCCAUAUUUUUAUACAUUUGUGAUAUGAAGUGAGUAUUAUACUUCUAAUAAAGGGAGUUGAAUUGUGGCUACAUGUGACUGUAACAGUAUGAACCUUGCUCAACUUUUCAGCCUCAGCAGUAGCCUCUAGAUGUGAUCCUUAGUAGCAGACAAAAUGCAGCAUCUCUUUCCAGACCCACAAGGGAAGAAGGUCAGAUAGACCUUUGAGGAUCCCAGUAGGCCUCGUUUCCAUCCUCGCACUCAGCUCCCAUUUGUGUCCAGGGACGUCACUGUUAUGUGAAGGGAGACAGAGGCAUUGCUCUCAUGAGUCUUUUAGAGAGAAUGUGCUCUUCCACUUAGCAUUAGUGUAGAGCGUAGACCAAAGAUUUGCCCGCGAACAUUCCUUGUCGUGAGGGUGUAAGAGGCACCUGUCUACAGAUCUUGCAAACCAGCUCUAUGCUCCUGAAUCCUGUCUGUACUCCUAGAGACUCUUGGCUCCAGGAGGGGUGUGAGAUACGUGUAUGGCAUUUCUACUUCUAAAUGCUUUUUCUGUUAUUGCUCUCUCUGCUAUACUUAAAAGGCUCCUGAAGCAAUUCCAGAUGUAGAGAAUAUAUAUAUAUAUAUAUAUAUAUAUAUAUAUAUAUAUAUAUAUAAAAUGUAUCCGUCUUUUUCUUCCUUGGACUGUCCAUUAAUAAGGUCAUCAUGCACACCUGUAUAUACACAUCACACUCCAUCAGAACAGGACCUGUAUUUUCCCCUCAUCUGAUCACUUUGAAAUCCCAAGUAACUCCAAGUAUCAUCAAGGCUUUUGGCCAGCAAGCAUCACACACUCCUGUGUCUCUGGGCCAUCCUUCACAGAAGUCACCUCAGCACCAUUAUGUAUCAAUAGAAUUAGAUAUUUGAAAGUAGUCUCUUAGCAAUAAGACUUUUAGCAGUUCCUCCUACCCCUCAAAGAGGUACCUUCUCAGUAUUUAUUACUUGUUCCAGAAUUCUGAGAGGGUCAGCCCCUGAAAGAAGUCAACUCUCAUUGAAAAAUGUUGAGUUACCCUUAACCCUUCCCCAAGAUUUUGAGAAUCUUAGCUCUGAUGAUUAUGAAGAUUAUAAAGAAAAAAUGUCUUAGAUUCUUUGAAGCUUAAAUUGUGUGCAUAUUGCAUUUUUAUAUAAAUACUAUGAUGUGUAUUGAUUAUAUAUAGAAGUCAUUUUAAGGUGCUUUUUAUUUAAUUUUAAUAAGUAUAAUAGGCACUAAGAUGAAACUCAACUGGGUACUAUCAUUGAAACAAUUUGAUUCAAAUCAGUAGUCUUGCAUGCUCUCGAGUUCUUUUUCUAUCUCUUCUUUUACCAGUUAAAUACCGUUUGGGUAGCUCUGAAUCUGGCUUUUCCCAGGCAGCUUCUUGGUUACACAAGUGAAGUUAGACCCUCAGCAGUUUUUUUUUUUUUUUUUUUGGGGGGGGAGGCUGGAUAUAAUGACUCUAAAAGUUGUAUAUUUAACUGUUCUUUUCAUACUAAAUCUGUACUUUGUUAACCCCCUUGCAAACCAGGAACUACAUUUUUUUUUUCCUUUGGAAAGACUUCUCACUGUGCUGUGUGCUUACAAACUGCGCGGUCCCUUUGCCAUACUGUGGCAUUUGAGGCUCGUCGUCACCUGGGGGCUGGUUUCCCAUGUUGUCAUCCUUGCUAACACUGGGAUCUCAGAUGCUUGCAGAACAUUUAUAUUCGUGACAGUUCUUCAAAGAAGGGCUAGAAUAACUGCCUUCUACCUAGAACAAACUAAACCUAACUGAUGAAGAGUCAAUACAUACUUUUUCGUACAUUCCCAGAUUUGAGCCAGAAAAUAGCUAUGUUUUCAACUAGUGUUUUCAAGGUAGCUCUUUUAUCCUCUUAGCUUUUGUCCUUUCUGACUUUUCAUUGAUCCUCAGUAAACUGUAAGUGAACCUACAAUGGCAUUUCUAACAUGUCAUUCUCUUCCUGCUCUUGUGGGGGGCGGGUAAUAAAGUUUUCUCUCAGCUCUACUGGGCCCUCUCUUAUCUUUGAAUUGUUUCUUUCCUCUCUGGGUUGAUGGGUUACUGAUCUCACAAAAUCUGCCAUCUGUACGUGGUAGCAAAGACUUGACCUAUAGCAUUUUCUCUAGGAAGAGGAAUGUUUGACAUCCAUGUUCUAUUAUCUGCCCUAACGUUCUAAUAGAUACAGAGGUUAAAUAAACACUUGUGAAUUUCUUUGUUUUAUGAAAGUAUUGCUGAUCUCCUUUUCAAAAACAGCUUGGCUUCUCUGUUUUUCCACUUUUGCUUCCCCACCAUCCUACUUUUCCUUCUCUAAUGGUCUAAGUGAACUUCAACUGAGCCUUGUUCAGUCUUGACUGAAGCUUAAUCUCUUUCCAGAGCCCAAGACCAGAAGGGAGUGUUCCAUGCCUGAGGGCUCAAGUGAGCAGUCUCUGUAGCAAGUGCUUCUCCUCUAAGGGCAGUUUUGCCCUCUGGAACACAUCCAUCAGGGUCUGCAGACAUUUGGUUGCCACUAGAGGCAUGUAGUAGGUAGAGGCCAGGGGUGCUUCUAAAUAUUCUGCAAUGCUUAGAACAGCUUCCCACACCAAAAGUGAUCCAGCCCCAAACAUCACUGGCGCUGAGGUUGAGAAACCCUGCCCUAUGUCUGCACCACCACCAAGUCUGCAGCACUUGGCUCUGGCCUUGUUCUUUCCAGGGCACAGAAUUACAGGUAUGAAUUCUUCAACAUCACAUUCUCUUAAAGAAUCUUCUAUUAGUGUUCUUGAGUUCUUGGUAUCCUGUUCAUUUCCAUUGUCUUGGGCCUGCUAAAAGGUGCAUACUUUGGGAGGAAACCAGAGUUACUUUAUAUGUGUUUGAGAAUUUAAAUCCUAGGUUAGCAUCCUUAGAAAAUCUCUCAUAGAGCCAUGAAGCCUAUCUUUAGAAGCAAGCAACAGCCUGGCAGAUUGGCAUGAUUUUCACCAACUGCUCAAAGGCAUCCAUGGCUUUUAGCUGAGUCUACCGAAAGAAAAAUAUCUUUUGUUUUUUCAUUCAAGUCGUUUAAUAGCUUUUUACAAAUAUUAGCAUAUGGCAGACAGAUUAGAAGCAAAAAAACUCUUCAUUGGUGGUUGUGAUGUGGCUGUUAUAGAAGUAUUUGUGCUAUAUGCUUUGAUUAAAUCUGUUUUAAAACAUACUUUAAGACUUACCAUAUGCACUGUAUACUUUGAUUCUAAGCUCAGAGCUAUGCCGGUCAGUCUCUAGUUGUGCCAUGUAUUAUAAAGUAUGUUGUGGUUGUAGAGUUAGCCAGUUUAGCAUGUUCCUAAUCUGAAAAUUAGUGGACUACACUAGGAAAUGCUAUCCCAUUUUCCCUUCCCAGCACCUCUUAGUUGAUAUCAUAGUAUUCUCACUUCUUAAACUAGUUCUUAGAGUAAAUAAGGAAAAAAAGCCAUUUAUUUUCUUCUAGCCAUGUAUUGAAAAUGAUUCAUAAAUGAACAACUUUUUUUCAAAGGCCAGAGGAUUGCUUCUCAAGUACAUAGAAGGCUCUGUGCACUUCUGUUCACCUUGGUCCCAGCAAUGACAGAACUCUUGGUAAGGGCAGUAAGUAAACUAGCCUGAGUCACUGCUGGAACUCAGCUGGAACUCAGUAAAUCUGCAUAUUCUCUCCUGCUCAGAACCUGUUUUCUGGAGAGUGUUGCUUUUAUAUCUACAAGUUCAUUGCCUCCUGCAUUUGAGUGGGAUGUUGAACUCCUUGUGAGUACUAAAGCCCACAGAUGAUACUUCUUUAAACCUGAGAAGUAGUAUGCUACACUAAACCAAGUCAGAAAAUAGUGGACUAUUUCCUUGCCUCUUUCAUUCAUAACUAAUAAAAUGUAUAGACAACAAAAGAUUAUUUGUGGUUUAAGAAAUAACAGUCCUGGUUUCUUUGAAAGGGACUGUAGAAAAGACAGUUCAGAUGUUGUAAACAUCCUGUCACUAACACAGAGAACCAGAAUCUCAAAAAGAAGGUCCUCACAGAGAUUUAAAAGGCCAGUUUAGGGCUAGGGCUAUCGCUCAGUGGUAAGCACUUGCCUAGCUUGCAUGAGACCCUGAGUCCUAUUUCCAGCACCACCAAAAUAAAAAUGUAUAUGUGUAUGUAUAUGUAUAUGUAUGCUGGCUUCAUGGGGGGGCAAAAGAAGGCAGGUUUCUUAAUGUUUGUUCUUGAGUAGCUGAGAUAUACAAUAUCUUAAGGUAUGGCUCAGCUGAUUUAAAAUUUUUGUCAUUGAAAUCAUGAGUAAGAAGCCAUGAAAGAAAAUAAAGUCUCUCAUCUAUCUGUAUACCCUCAAUGGGGGAGAAGUCUGGUGGUUAGGAAACUCAGGGCCUGUUGCCCUAUGCGAUUUUUUUUCAGUUGAAUGUAUUUAGACAAGAUGGUAGGCUUUUGUGUGAGCCAGUUACUACAGUGUCUUCAUUUCUCACAGUGCUUCAUUAAUCAAUCCAUGUCAGGCCUGCUUGGUCCUGAAUCCACCUUUCUUCUCUCCACCAGGCACUGACCCCCUUCCUGUAUAUUUUACUGUCAGCUGUUAAACACGAUCCUUCCCUGCCUUGCAUUUUCAUCCAUCAACCAUUUACUCCCAAAUUCAAGGGAGGAUUCUCUUGUUUUGCCAGAAAAAAUUUGUCACAGUCUGCACACUGGAUGCGUAGGGCCAGCAAAAGUGCAGCAGUGAAACUGGUGUCACUUCUCAGGCCCUUCAUUUCCCACAAAGGUAAGCUCUCUACACCCCUUUUGAUCCUCGGUCAUAUUUGAUCCUCCUUGGGAAUCUGAAAUCGGUCUCCAUGUUGUAUGCAGAUUAGAAGUUGCCUUGUUCGCUGCUCUUCCCAGGCAGAGUAUCAGGGAGAAAGAGGCCUUAUCUGUCCCUCCGUCCCCUUCUUUUGACAGACUGCCGAGAAUCCCUCAGGACUUCCUUUGGUUUGGGAUUUCACUGCCCAAAAAGCUGAUGUGAUUCAUUUUAGGCAUAGACUAGCUUGUCCUAGUGCUCUGCUUCAGGUCUAGUCAGAAGAAACCCAGGAAUAGAAAAGGUAGAUGCCUUGACUUUGUCCCUAUUGGGGGAUUAAAGUGUUUUAUUGCCAGAGUUAUCAAAAGCUCCGGUUAAACUCUGUACAGUUUCAUGAGAAAAAUGAUGCUUUUCCUCCUGGAGAAUCGUGUAAGUUCUCCACAACAGCUUUGCUUUCCAAACCGGAAAGCAAAACUUGCAGAAACUCCGUUUUUCCUAAGGAUACACAAUCAGUUUAGUCUCCAGUCUUUCUCCCUCUCCUCGUUUACUUUUUGGUCACUGACUGAGUCAGGCUGGAUAGGUGAUGCGAUGAUGAAAAGAAGUGAAUUCUUGCUGUAAACGUGCAUCAAUUAGCAGAAACAGUUAAGCCAAACAAAACAGUCACCCCCAGUUCCUAUCUCCAAGAAUUGUUUUGUGCCAUUCUGAAUUCAGGUAGUUAUUCUGUAUAUAGGUAGACUACUAGUCAGAGCUUCUUCAAUCUCUAGUAAGUUUGAAGGGGGUAUCUGGGAAGACAUAGGCAGGGUGACAAUGAGACCCUGUUCAUUCUUUAAAAACAAGAAUAGGGAUAAGCCAGAGGGAUGUGACAUCCAGUUUGUGGUAGAUGAAGAAUCAGUGGUAAUUCUUAAUUGCACAGACUUUAUAACCCAUUAUAUAAAAUGUAAUUCCAUACUUUUUACUGUGGCAAGUGUGUGAUGUGGUUGUUAACCUUUUUAAUUUUUGAAUCCAAAUUGAAUUUAAAGUGUUGAAUACUUAAAUUCCUCACAAGCUAAUUAUGAACCAUUUGUAAAGUGUUUCUAUAACUCUUUGUAUCAUGUGUUGGUACAUCUUAUCAAGUUUUUUCUGGCAUGUAUUCCAUUCUAAACUUAUGUAAAAUUUCUAUUGUUGCUGUAAAUAUUAUACAAAUAUCUACUUCGUGGUAAUCUUCAUUAUUAGCAUGAUAUGGUUAAUUUUUACUGAGCACAAUGUAUUUUUGAAUGGAUCUUCCCAAAUGUCUUUAAUAAAAUGCAGAUUUUGCACUGACCGAUGUGACUGCCAGGCUGUCCCAAUCUUGAGCACUGUGGUUCUUCUUGUGUUGGAACAGCAGGCAGCACCAUUUUAGUUUCCUUCUUUGUAAAGAGAAUGGGCUCCAAUUCAAAUGAGAGAUAAUGGGCCUUUGAAGUUGUAAUCAGUUUAAGGGAGAGAAAGUAAUGUAAAGUGAGACAAAGCCUGUUACUUAAUGAUGUUGUUUUCUUUUUUUCUGUUUAUAAAGUUCUUUUCUCCUUAUGGUA